AUGCAGGCCCCUGUGGUGGUUAUGAACACCCAGAGUGGUGAUAGACAAACCGGAAGAAAAGCUCAGCUCUCGAAUAUCACUGCGGCGAAGACUGUCGCAGACAUCAUCCGAUCAUGUUUAGGACCAAAGGCUAUGCUCAAGAUGUUGUUGGAUCCGAUGGGAGGUAUUGUGUUGACAAAUGACGGCCAUGCCAUCCUGCGAGAAAUCGAGGUGUCGCACCCUGCAGCAAAGAGCAUGAUCGAGCUGAGCAGAACACAAGAUGAGGAAGUGGGAGAUGGGACUACAACAGUCAUUAUUCUGGCUGGUGAGAUUCUCGCCCAGGCUCUCCCCCAAUUAGAGCGAAAUAUUCACCCUGUUGUGAUUAUCUCUGCCUUCAAGAAUGCGCUCAAAGAUGCUCUUGAGAUCAUUGACGAAAUCUCCUUGCCUGUCGACAUCAACGAUGACAAGGCUAUGUACCAACUGAUUUCCUCCUCUAUUGGCACAAAGUUCGUCUCAAGAUGGUCGGAACUCAUGUGUAAUCUUGCACUCAAGGCUGUCCGAACAGUCACACAUGAUGUUGGUGGCGGCAAGAAGGAGGUCGACAUCAAGCGCUAUGCACGAGUUGAGAAGAUUCCAGGAGGUGAAAUUGAAGACAGUAGGGUCUUGGACGGUGUCAUGCUCAACAAGGAUAUCACACAUCCUAAGAUGAGAAGACGGAUAGAGAACCCAAGAAUCAUCCUGCUGGAUUGUCCAUUGGAGUACAAGAAGGGAGAGUCCCAAACCAACAUCGAGAUAACCAAGGAAGAGGACUGGAACAAGAUCUUGCAGAUUGAGGAGGAGCAAGUUAAGAUUAUGUGUGAUGCUAUUCUGGCUCUGAAGCCAGAUUUGGUUAUUACUGAGAAGGGAGUCUCUGAUCUUGCACAACAUUAUCUCAUGAAGGGUAAUGUGACUGCUCUUCGCCGUGUCCGAAAGACAGAUAACAACAGAAUAUCUCGAGCAACCGGCGCAAAAAUCGUCAACCGCGUGGAUGACCUGGAGGAAUCUGAUGUAGGAACAAACUGCGGGCUCUUCGAGAUCGAGAAGAUCGGCGACGAAUACUUCACCUUCCUCACGAAGUGUAAAACUCCCAAAGCAUGCACCAUUCUGCUCCGAGGACCAUCCAAAGACAUCCUGAACGAGAUUGACCGAAAUCUGGCAGAUGCUAUGUCUGUGGCCCGUAACGUCAUGUUCCACCCCAGAUUAUCACCAGGAGGUGGAGCCACAGAGAUGGCUGUCGCUGUUAGAUUAGGACAAUUGGCAAAGAGCAUUGAAGGUGUUCAGCAGUGGCCAUACAAGGCUGUUGCUGAAGCUAUGGAGGUCAUCCCAAGAACGCUGAUCCAAAAUGCUGGUAAAAGCCCUGUCAGAGUUCUCACUGCUCUCCGAGCAAAGCAUGCAGAGGGUGGUAGCUCUUGGGGUAUUGAUGGCGACAAGGGUACACUUGUGGACAUGAAAGAGUACGGUGUUUGGGAGCCCCAGGCAAUCAAGUUGCAGAGUAUCAAGACUGCUGUUGAGGCCGCCUGCCUGCUCUUGAGAGUGGACGAUAUCUGCAGCGCAAAAGCUGCAAGACAGGCAGGUGGUGGAGCUCCAGGUGGCGGCGAGGAGUAG
This is a messenger RNA of Amorphotheca resinae ATCC 22711, 1623 nucleotides long. RefSeq lists its product as hypothetical. Bases 1 to 1623 code for a protein of 540 amino acids. Lineage: Eukaryota; Fungi; Ascomycota; Leotiomycetes; Helotiales; Amorphothecaceae. The record is from RefSeq and is a predicted model, not a curated record. Gene Ontology annotation, biological process: protein folding. Gene Ontology annotation, molecular function: ATP binding; ATP hydrolysis activity; ATP-dependent protein folding chaperone. Gene Ontology annotation, cellular component: chaperonin-containing T-complex. The transcript is spliced from 6 exons.